Messenger RNA from Triticum aestivum (bread wheat), 1779 nucleotides. RefSeq names its product putative zinc finger CCCH domain-containing protein 51. Gene Ontology annotation, molecular function: metal ion binding; RNA binding. The transcript has 6 exons. NCBI's taxonomy places the organism in Eukaryota, Viridiplantae, Streptophyta, Magnoliopsida, Poales, Poaceae. Bases 965 to 1735 code for a protein of 256 amino acids. The record is from RefSeq and is a predicted model, not a curated record.
CUGAAGGCAUGCGAUUCUUCCUCGCACCACACGACCCACCACGAGACUCCUGCAGAGGCGCGCCAGCCACCGCAAUGGUGCAUCCACCGCGGCUUCUCUCUUCUCCACCGACCUCCGUCGCUUUGAUCCAGGCAGAGCAUCCGCAAGCCGCUUCUCUAUACUCAACCAAGCUCCGUCGCUCCGCUCGACACCGGGCAUCUCCGCAGCGAUGCUCCACGGCGAGAUUGGUCGCCGCCCCCUCCGUGAAAUUCACGGUCAGUGGCGUCGAUGCCGACCACCAUGAUGGGGAAUGCGGAACUGCGGCGGCUGGGCCGACGCCUCCCCUCGCCCCUCUCCCUCCGGCGGCUCCCACCGCACCGGAGGCGGCGGCGCGCCAGGACUAGUGGGCCAAGCGGAGGCCUUUCCAGCACCAGGCCCAAUGCUGCUCGGGGCUUCUUAAGUCAUGCCUUGGGCGUAAUACCAGCCCAGGCCCAGGCCCAAUGUUGCGAACUCGAGGUUGCCUACCGUCUCCUUUCAAAGGCGAAAGCUUGCGCGGGCGUCAGAUAUACAACCUCCGCCUCACCGUCUUCUUCCUCGCCCUCUUCUUCACCCUUCUCGGAGCGGAGAAGCUUGCGCAGGCAUCAUAUACAGCCCCCGCCUCGUCCCCUUCCUCGGUCUGCUGAACCCUUCCUCGAUGUGCUGAACCCUUCCUGGAGCGGAGAAAGACCAGGGUCAAAUGUGGAUUAGCUGGUGCAUCAGUACUGAUUUUGAUGGAACUCUGGAGGUUCUUGGCUAGAAUGGUUCUUGGUUCUGGAUAUGUUACUACUUUAGCCUAUCUUUUCUGUUUGUUCUACAAUUUUUUGGAGUGCAAAAUCGGCAGCGUUAAAUUCUGGUGAAUACAGACCAUUAUUUCUUACUGGAUUAUUAUAGCAAUUUAUUGUUUUUGAAAUUUCCGUGAUGUUCUCUAUGGCACAGGAAACAGAAAAUGGCUUGGAUGUCUCACCAGCCUUGCCGCUUCUACAUCAUUGAUGGAUCUUGCAAGUAUGGUUCAGGCUGUUUGUUCUCUCAUGGACUUGACUUAUUUGGGAGGAUAGAGAUGCAAAUCAGGGCACUUCUGCAUGAGCCGGAUGUAUAUCAAGUUCCAGUAGAGCAUUUGCCGUGGAGUCGCCAUGAGUUGGGUAUACUGCUUCGGCAAGUGGGAUGGGAUGAGACUCUUGAUCACCUAAUGAGUUUGCUCGAGUGUCUUCAUACUAUUUGUGUGGUUUAUAACAGCUAUGGAUAUUAUGCAAUCCUGUUGGAGAAUGUUUCACGCUACCUGGGUUACUUACCUUACAAUCCAAAUGUGAUGGAUGCCGACAGUGAAGUUCACCAGAUUUAUAUUAACUUCUCUGCUCAAAGUAGAGAAAUAUGCACUGAAGAAAAUGUUCGUAUCUAUUUCAGCCAUUAUGGGGAAGUCUUGUCUGUAUAUAUUCCGCGUGAAAGGUCAUAUGGUUUUGUGAGAUUCCAGUACCCUGAGACAGUGAGGCUGCUUUUAUCAAACUGGAAUCAUCUGGUCCCUCACUUCAUCUUCGGAGCAGGACUUUAUGUGAGCCCCUAUAUCUCCAACAAUCGGAGGAACCCUGCUGAGAAUCAUGGGCCGAAUGGCCUGGAUGGAGGGCCAGGACAUGUGCCAAAUGCCCUGGGUGGAGUGCCAGGACAAGAACCAGGUGCGCCAGAUGGAAACGCAGCACAACAAGAUAUGUUCCGGAAGAGGUGACGGAGCCGCGAACUUCGCCGAGCUAGACUCCGACUUCUCCGAAC